Messenger RNA from Endocarpon pusillum Z07020, 1704 nucleotides. RefSeq lists its product as uncharacterized. The record is from RefSeq and is a predicted model, not a curated record. The transcript has 2 exons. The coding region runs from base 1 to 1704 and encodes 567 amino acids. Gene Ontology annotation, cellular component: peroxisomal membrane. NCBI's taxonomy places the organism in Eukaryota, Fungi, Ascomycota, Eurotiomycetes, Verrucariales, Verrucariaceae. Gene Ontology annotation, biological process: peroxisome organization.
AUGCAUCAGGGCGCAGCGGACGUAUUUGCCAACCGGGAUGAGCCAGUACCAGUCCUCACGGUGACAAACAGUGAAGAUGCUUCCACGUCUGAGGCGGAAGGAGACGGGAAGAGGAAGAGACUGAAGGAAGCACUUUCAGUUUCGAAGAUGAAGGAGAAGAUGCAGGACAUUAGCCAAGCGCAGGAAGAUAAAGUUGAUGGCAGUACAUCCAGUCCAUCAUUGCACGAACGUCUCAUUGCGAAGGUUAUACAGCAAGUGAUCCCAAUCGAAGACAGCGAAGAUGGAGAGAACUCAGUUGACAAAAGGUCAUCCAAAUAUGUCCGCCGGCCUGCUUUUAGCCUUCCACUCAUGACGAACAAUUUCCGCCGGUUCAAUGCCAGAAUUGGUAUUGUCUUCGUGUUCCAGAACCAACUCAUACACCUGUACAAUUGGACUGUGCCAACGCAUACACUAUCACUCCUAGCUAUCUACUGUUUUGUAUGCCUGGAUCCAUAUUUGCUUGUCGUUCUCCCCUUCGCUGUUGUGCUUCUGUGUAUUAUGGUUUCUGCUUUUCUGACACGACAUCCACCACCUCCUCCAUCGUCUUCUACUUCUUCCAUCACGCCAUACUAUUCGAUCAGUGGUCCUGCUUUAGCGCCUCCAAAGACUAUCAAGCCGGCUUCUGAGACGUCCAAAGACUUUUUCCGAAACAUGCGCGAUCUUCAGAAUAGCAUGGCAGAUUUUACAGUCCUCCACGAUGCUUUGAUUGCUGCCAUCGCACCGCCAACCAAUUUCAGCAAUGAAGUGUUCUCGUCCGCGCUUUUCCUAUAUCUUUGUAUAGUAACGGCGGUCUUGUUCAUUGCAGCUCAUCUUUUCCCCUGGCGUUUCAUCUUACUCUUCGGAGGGAUUGUUGCUAUAUGCUCAGGACAUCCUGCGGCGCAAGCAUGGCUGCAAGAAAUGGAAGUAAAGGCCAGAGAAAAGGCAGAAGUACUGGAUGCGGAAGCUCAAGAAUCCUCGAGACUUUCGAAACAUCCCAGGAAAUUUUUGGGACUGUCUGUUCCCACCUCACCAGCGGCAUUGAAGUCUGCAUUGGCCGCGUUCUCUGCGAUAACGCUUGACACGGCUCCACAAAUCCGUGAAGUUGAAAUCUUUGAACUCCAACAUCGAUCCUCGCCCUUCAAUUCGGUAGAACAAUGGGAACCCCAUCUUUUUACACCUACACCAUACGAUCCACUGUCCCCGAUUCGGAUAUCGGGUGACAGACCAAGGGGUACCCGCUUCUUUGAAGACGUCCAACCUCCACGUGGAUGGGUUUGGGAAGGAAAGAAAUGGGAACUCGAUCUUGAGGCUCGAGAAUGGGUCUCGGAACGAUUGAUUACUGGCGUGGAAUUUGAUGUCGCCUUAGAUGGGGGGCCUGUAAGUACGGGCUUUGGGGGAUGGGUAUCCGACUUGGCAACACCCAAUAGUCUAGUAAAUGUGGAGGAGAAAUGGGUGGUCUACGAUGACGAUGAUGGGGGAUCUACAAAGAACAACGGGAAGAAAGACAAAAUGAAGAAGGUCAUUUAUAGCACAGGCAAGGACUGGGAGGAAAGUACAACGUGGGGAGGCCGGACAGGCGAAUGGCGAAGGCGGAGGUGGGCGAGGACGGUGAGGAGGGUUGGGGUGGACGGAGAUAACCAUGACAGGAAGCAAGAACCAAAGACACCAACAAGGAAGUCGAGAUAG